AUGCCUUGGCCGAUCACGGCGAACGCCUCCACAGCCCUGCCAUCGCUCCUCUCGAGUGUGCCGCAGCUCGAGCCCGCAUUGCGCCUGCUCCGGCGCGAGGAUCACGGCGCAAGCGGUACAUUCAUCAGCAACGGGCAGAGCACGACGGCUGAGCACGUCAGCGUCUGCACCAUGUCUCGCACAGAGCGCUGCGACCUGUCGGGCAUGGCUCCCGACUCACCCUGGCUGGUUCGUCCGGGUGGCAAGACGCGGUGCAUCUUCACGACCACCACGCCCUACCAGUUUGAGGUGAUUCGCGGCGACCGCGACAAGCUCCUCCUAUUCUUCCAAGGCGGCGGCGCCUGCUGGGACGAGCCCUCGACCAGCUUUCCCGCGUGCAGCACCGGCGCCUUCCCGCAGGGGACACGGGGCGGCGUCUUUGACCGCGCCAACCCCGACAACCCUUUCCGCGCGUACACGAUUGCGCACGUCCUAUACUGCGACGGCAGCGUCUUUGGCGGCAACGUGACGCGCCAGUACCGCGACCCGUCGGGCUCUCCUGUGCGGCAGGCGGGCUACGAGAAUGCGAGGAGCGUGCUCGACUGGGUGUACGGGCAGCAGGCGGCGGCGGGUACGCUCGCCUCGCCGCUCGCGUCGCUCGUCGUGUCGGGCUGCUCCGCCGGCUCGAUUGGAGCGCAGAUCUGGGCCGACCACGCGCUCAACCGGCUGCCGCACGUCGCUGCGGCGGUCGUCCCCGACUCGUACGCGGGCGUGCCCUCUCCUCGAGCGGGGGGGGGGGGGCACGGGAGUCGCGUCUUCCCAUCGAGCGGCGAGGGCACGCUCAUCGCGGAGCUCGGCUUUUGCUCGUCGCCGCUGCUCGCGCCGCUGCCGGCGCACCUUCGCGAGGCCUGCCUCGCGCGAACCCUCUCGCUGCACGCGGUGACCGCCGCCGUGACGGCGCGCUACGGCGCGGUCGCCUUUGCGCACGUCCAGUCCAAGACGGACGACGUGCAGCAGGCCUUCAACGUCGCGCUCUCCGCCGCGCGCAGCAUCGAGCCGUCGGGCUGCUUCGACGCCGAGACGUGCUUCACGGGGCCGGACCGGCUCUACGCGGCGACCAACGACUACUUCGAGCUCUACAACGCGGCGCCGAACCACGUCCACUUUUUCGUGCAGUCGUCGGAGCACUGCUACCUGCCAAACGACCUGGUCUACACUGCCGACCCGUCCGGGGCCUCGGGCGGCGGAGGAGGGGGCGGGGGCGGAGGGCCGAGGCUCGUGGAGUGGCUUGGCAGGCUGCCGCUGCGGCCGGGCUCGAAUGCGAGCAUCGAGACGCGCUGCGAGGGCGCCGAGCGCGCGAGGGUGCGGUGGUGGGUGCCGGGGGCGCGCUACUGCGACGCGAGGCUGGCAAGCAAGACGUUUGUGGCGCCCGGGACGGUGGUGGCUGGUGGAGGGCGGAGGGACGGCUCGGGGGCGAGCGGUAGGCGGAGGGACGGCGGAGAGGGGGUGGGAGAUGCGGCGACACGGUCUGACCGUUGA
This is a messenger RNA of Emiliania huxleyi CCMP1516, 1518 nucleotides long. RefSeq lists its product as hypothetical. The record is from RefSeq and is a predicted model, not a curated record. Bases 1 to 1518 code for a protein of 505 amino acids. The transcript is spliced from 2 exons. Lineage: Eukaryota; Haptophyta; Isochrysidales; Noelaerhabdaceae. Gene Ontology annotation, molecular function: hydrolase activity.